Sesamum indicum (sesame) is the source of this 771-nucleotide messenger RNA. RefSeq lists its product as uncharacterized. The record is from RefSeq and is a predicted model, not a curated record. Lineage: Eukaryota; Viridiplantae; Streptophyta; Magnoliopsida; Lamiales; Pedaliaceae.
AAAACAUACGCACAUAAAUUGCACAAAUUAAAACAAGAAGCCAGCGGUGCCUAGCCAUCAAUUACCACGUUCACGUUAAGCCAACAAUCCAUGGAGGGCGCCACUACUGGUUCAUCAGGCAGCACGGCGGCGGAGGUGGAGAAGGCGAUGAAUGUUUUGGUGGCUAUCGACGACAGUGACGAGAGCUUCCACGCUCUUCAAUGGGUGCUCGACAAAAUCUUGAAACGCUCACCAGCAACUGAGGCGGCCGCACCGGAGUCCUCGAGGCCGGUGGUCACAAUCGUCCAUGUGGUGGAGUCGUUGGCGCGCUACGCCUUCCACGGCGGACACGUGGUGGAUUAUGGACGCAAGGAGCAAGAACAGAACGCCGCAAGAAUUCUGUCCCGUGCCUUCGAAAUCUGCCGGGAUAAAUUAUCGUUGAAUGCUAAAACGCUGAUUCUGGAGGGUGAUCCCAAAGACAAGAUUUGCCGGGCUGUAGAAGAGAUGGACAUCAAUCUUCUGGUUGUGGGCAGUCGUGGACUAGGUCAAAUCAAGAGGGCGUUUCUGGGGAGUGUGAGCGACUACUGCGCCCACCAUGCAAAAUGUCCAGUUUUGGUGGUGAAGCCGCCAAGAAAGCGCACUGAUUGAUGUAUCAUUAUCAUCAACCACUUCUGGGCCGGGAAUGCACAACUGGUCUAUAGUCGCAUCUUCACUGUGUAGAAAAAAUAAAUCAAGUCAUUGUAAAUAUUGAGCUCCUUGGGAAUUUGAUGAAGUUGGACUCCUUUUAUUUAA